AUGAGCACACAGAAGGACACUUCCGCUCCCGUUAGCACGGAGGCAACGAGUAAGCAAAAUGACAUCAGCACUAGCACAGCUUCAACCGGAAACGAGAUAAAAGAUAAUCAUGUUGAUAAAAAGGAUCAUGGAAAGUCUACUGAACAUACUACUUCUAACGCAAGUUCCAACGCUGUGUCUUCUUUACCUGUGUCUCCAACGCCAAACUUUUAUUAUGCCAAUGGUUAUGCUGACCCACAGACUAUCGCUGCCGGAGAAUAUCAUGCCGCCAUGGCCGCAGGAUAUGAUCCGAGUGAUCCAAACGUUUUCUCGGCCUAUGGCCAUUAUGGGAUGCAUCCAUCAUAUUCUCAAUAUUAUCCUGCAGAAUACGGGACUGGGUUUCCUGGAACACCACCUCUUCAAGGGCAGACAUCACCUUCUCUUGCACCUCAACCUUUGAGUCCUUAUUUUACUGCCACUAGCCCACCAAUUGCUUAUUACCAUCCCACAUCACCUCAAGUUGGUCCGACUGGGAUUAUUCAUUCACCUCCCAUGCAUCCGUACCUGUAUUCACCACAAUCUCCUUAUGGUGUACUUCAUACGCUCUCACCUACACUUUCACAAUCUUCCUCAUCCGCUCCUAAUUCUCCGCCUCCACAAUAUUUACCUGGUCCUGGUGUCCCUUCGCCUAAAGCUGGCCCUUUGAAUGGCAAUGGCCGUGGCAGUGUCAAUCGCCCCCCUCACUAUAAUUACGAUCGAAGAAAUUCCGGUUCCCAUCAGAUACCUAAUCUUCCCAAUUUUAAUAAUCCGACAAAAACCACCAAUAUUUAUAUUCGUGGUUUACCACCUAAUACAAGUGACGAAUCUUUGCACAAUAUGUGUUCGAUAUACGGUUCUAUUACUUCAUCGAAAGCUAUUAUAGAUCAAAAACAAGGCGACUGUAAAGGUUACGGCUUUGUUAUGUAUGAAUCUGAAGAUCAAGCCAAGCAUGCUAUUGAACAAUUGACGCGAUUGGGAUUGCAAGUUUCCUUCGCCAAGGAAUCAUUCAGCACUCGAUUGAAGAACCUUCAGGAUUUAGCUUCUACAAAUAUAUACUUGUCCAAUUUACCUUUGGAUAUGAAUGAACAACAAUUGGAAGAGUUGUUCAAGCCUUAUAAAGUCGUAUCUAACAGAAUCCUCAGGGAUACUAGCGGAACAAGUCGUGGAGUUGGAUUUGCUAG
Messenger RNA from Dentiscutata heterogama, 1199 nucleotides. The record is from the annotation of a GenBank genome assembly. Lineage: Eukaryota; Fungi; Glomeromycota; Glomeromycetes; Diversisporales; Gigasporaceae.